Messenger RNA from Stereum hirsutum FP-91666 SS1, 3417 nucleotides. Its product is annotated as WD40 repeat-like protein. The record is from RefSeq and is a predicted model, not a curated record. Gene Ontology annotation, molecular function: protein binding. Lineage: Eukaryota; Fungi; Basidiomycota; Agaricomycetes; Russulales; Stereaceae. The transcript is spliced from 12 exons. Bases 1 to 3417 code for a protein of 1138 amino acids.
AUGUCUAUGGGCGCUCCUACAGCCUCAAAGAAGCCUCAGCGCAGCCUCCAUGUACUCGCACAUAAUACAAACGUCAUUGAGAUCUACGGACUAUUGGAGAAAGACCACAAACAGAUCACAUUCUACAAUAGUGGCAUCGGGACAUACGCAAGGCCAGCCUAUAAGUCAUUCGCCUACUACAAGCAUAAGGUUGGGCAAGUGAUGGAGCUCGCGAUUGCCUGGAACUUCGUCGACACCAUCAUCCUCGCCUACAAGUGGCUCGCGGAGAAUUACUGUUUCUCUCGUGGAGCAUACCAAGUUCGCUGCCUAUCCGCCAUGAUCAAGCACGUGGGCUUGAUUCAUCGUGGCAAUGAAGCACAGAUACCAUUUGCCUACGAGCUUUACUCUACCAUUGGAAAGCACGGGAAUUCUGAAGAGAUAACCAAACGCUUCAGAAACGAGUUCUCCCGAGUUGCUCACGUCCAUUUUGUCGGUGCAUGGGACACUGUGUCGUCUAUUGGAUUGUCCAGAAGGAAGGUUGAACCAGACACGACAACAGGGAUGAAGCAUGUCUGCUACUUCCGACAUGCGCUAGCCCUGGAUGAGAAGCGAGUGAAGUUUCUUCCUGAAUAUGCCAACGGCGGCAAGGAACUACAGGAAGACCACGACAAGAAUGUCGCACGAGAUGACCCACCACACACGAAGGAGGUCUGGUUUCCGGGAACUCACUCGGAUAUUGGUGGGUGGCGAACGAUAGAACAGGAUAUUAAACAUACCGCGGGUCCAAUGCGGUGGAUGUCAUACGAAGCGACUGCCCUUGGUCUACGCACAAUGUCAAUAGUAAAGAAGAAAGAAUUGGAUGCGGGGCUAACUGCUAGAGCGAAUAUGAAUCCAGAACCGGCCGAGGCCAAACAACCGGAGGACCGAAAGAAGCAGCCACUGGACCGGGAUGAGCAUAACCCGAGAGACCCUCAGGCGGACGUGACCGUCACCGAGUCGCUGACGGGUCUUUGGUGGACCCUUGAAUACCUGCCUGUGAAGCACGUAUCCUACGACUGGCAAAAACUGAUUCGAUGGCCUCACCUUGGCCGAGCACGAUACAUCCUUUCGGGACAAAAAGUCCACAGUUCAAUCACGAGCGCCACAACUUGUCAUGGUGGACAUAUCACCUACAAAAUCACGACCUCCCUUGACCGCCUAGAAGGAACAGUUGCCACAGAGAUGCAGAAAAUUUGGGAGCACCCACCUCAGCUCGCAGACUCCCCGCUGCCGGAUUGGGUGGAGCCAGACCUCAUUUCACUUGCGUCACAGCUAGUAACCAUGCUUUGGGACCCGAAUCAACAGAACAGGCGAGAGUCCGGCCUGGAAAAUCGCUUUCGGACUUUGUAUUUCUCUCCGGAUGGUCCUCACGCAGUUCUCGAACACAUUGUGACCUCCACUCUAGAGUCAUUAGCGACAAUAACAACAGCAUAUGCACACAAGGAACUCGUUCUCUUUGCACUGCGGAGCUUCAUGAGUGGGUUUCAAGAUCCCGAACAUAAUUUGGCCUGGCGGGAUUUAUACGGCCGUCACUCAUCCGAAAUCUAUGCUCUUGCGAAGAAACUGCUUUCGGAGGGUAAUCAGGAUGAUUACAAGACAUCUAUGAACUUCCUCCGCUCUUCUCUUGUGCUUGGACACGAGCGCGAUGAUGCAGGAAUUGGAAAGCUCUGUGUAGCUGUCUCACCUCAUGGAAACUAUUUCGCCAUCGGCUCUGACAAACACCUUCUUCACAUCAUCGAUACGGAGUCAAAAAAGGAUAAUUCUGUGCGGCCGCCGAAGAAUCAUGCAGGCGAUGUCACAGCAGUCUCAUUCUCACCAGACGAGAGAUUCGUCGCUUCUGGAUCCACCGACCAGACAGUGAGGAUCUGGGAUACUCUCAACAAUAAGCAUGUCUUCGGACCCAUGAAAGGUCAUACUGGCAUGGUCGCGGCUAUAGCCUUCUCUCCGAACGGUCGUUCCAUCGCUUCCGGGUCCUACGAUACCACCAUUCGACUUUGGAAUGUAGCCACCGGAAAGGAAGAGCGAGAGCCGCUGUGCUACCACACACAUCCGGUCCUCAGCGUCGCUUUCUCAAGCGGCGAAGCGGAUAGCAUGCUCGCAUCGGGCUCGUCAAACGGAACCAUAUGUCUCUGGGCAAUCCAGACCGGGAAUACUAUAUUCCAUCCCUUCGAAGGACACAAAGACGGAGUCGUCUCGCUCUGCUUCUCACCUGACGACACUUACAUCGUUUCCGGCUCUCGUGACAAUACCGUCAGACUUUGGGAUAUAGAGAGUGGAAAGGCCAUCGGAGAGCCGCUGAUAGGCCACACCGCGACUGUUUCCGCCGUCGAUGUAUCCCCCGACGGGCUCCAGAUAUUAUCGUGCUCCUACGACCGCACACUUCGCGUUUGGGAUUUGGAGAAGAGAACCAUGAUCCAGUGCUUUGACCAAGAUCAUGGAGAUUGGGUUGGUGCUGCCGUCUUCUUACCAGGAGGGAACUACAUCGUCUCCGCGUCCCUCGAUGGAGCAUAUAUCUCGAGAGACGCGCAGACGGGAGCUGUCAGAGCUCAACCUUUCCUGGGUCAUUCAGGCGCCGUCCUUUCCGUUCGCUUUUCAACGAAAGGGGACCGCAUCAUAUCUGGCUCGGAAGAUGGUACCUUUCGGAUAUGGGAUAUGGCCACAGGAAAGGUGUUGCUUCAGCCCAAACGACACAAGGGCAUUGUGUCUCGUGUUGGCUUCUCCCCCGACGAUACAUAUGUCCUUUCAGCCGGCUCAGAUCGGACGAUUCAUCUCUGGGACGUAACAAGCGACAUCAAACAUCGCCAACACCUUCGCGGCCACACUGGCUCUGUCAUUGCUGCUGCGUUCUCCCGCAAGAAGAACAUUAUCGUAUCUGGCUCUGGAGACGGUACGAUCCGGAUAUGGCUCCUUUCCACGCAACCUAUCUCAUGCGUUGGUAUCCUCGUCGAUGCCGGCAGAGUGAUAUCCAUCGACAUUUCCUCCGAUGGAAAGACUAUCGUCUCCGUUUCAGCAGAUUCACGUAUUCGCCUCUGGGAAACGGAGUCCCGGAAACCUUUGAUGAAGCCAUUCAAAAGCGGUGGCGGACAGGUUUGUUCGGUGAAGUUUUCCCCAGACGGACAGUAUGUCAUAUCGGGAGGGAGUAAUGGGAUGAUUCACGUCUGGGAUGCGAGAAGCGGGAAGCUGCACGGGGAACCUCUCCAAGGACACGCCGGUUCUAUUCUAUCGGUGUGCUAUUCGCCUACCGACCGAAACAUCGUCGCCUCCUGCUCCGAGGACAGAACGAUCAUAAUAUGGAAUAUCGCCGAGACAAGGCUGGUGCAUCAUCUCAGAGGCCAUACAGACGUGGUUCAUUCAGUGGCAUUUUCACCGGGCGGAGAGCGCUCCCCAUACACAGCGUAA